Messenger RNA from Closterium sp. Yama58-4, 537 nucleotides. NCBI's taxonomy places the organism in Eukaryota, Viridiplantae, Streptophyta, Zygnematophyceae, Desmidiales, Closteriaceae. The record is from the annotation of a GenBank genome assembly.
AUGGAGUCCAUGAACUCGUGGGGAGGGUGGAGGCAAGGGGGGCUCCAACAGGCUUUUGCUGAUGCCAAGGGGAACGGCAGGUUGGAGCUGGCUCUAGCCCUCUCCACGUUCAUCGAUGGGAGCACCCUUCAGAAGCACGUAGCUGCCUUCCAGACCCACGCCCUCAGCAAGGUAAUAGCAGCCAUGUGCGACCGCCCUCGGCCUCUUGACUUCGUCCCGGAGUGCACCAAGCCUGCGUCGUCCCUCUGGCCUUUCUCCCACUCAGACGGGGGCGAUCACGAGGUGUUAGCUAUGAGCGAGCUGCUCAGGCUGAGGGCAUUCAACAGGGCGAUGGAGGAGCUGGUGGAGGCGCAGAAACGGUGGGCCAUCCCUGAUGCUGCACUGCGACUGCGCGUCUGCACUGCAUGGGCGGCUUGCCUCAAAGACCGGUACCGCAAGCUGCUGCAGCCACGCUGGGAUGAUUUGAUCACGUCCAAACACUACAUGCAUACACCUGAGAGCUUAGAGUUAAUGAUUAUGGAAGACUUCUUCCAUUAG